Molecule: messenger RNA, 1901 nt
Organism: Lingula anatina
Lineage: Eukaryota; Metazoa; Brachiopoda; Lingulata; Lingulida; Lingulidae
Product: dnaJ homolog subfamily C member 28-like
Source: RefSeq, a predicted model, not a curated record
GAUAUUAUUUGUGAAUGUUGUUUGCUAAACAAUUUGGAGACUAGCUAUAACCUUCACCUUGUGGACUUCAUAACAAACAGUGAAAUGAGACUGAAUCGGGGAAACAACUGAGCCAGGCCCAGGGAAAUGUGACUUAAAUAGUAUUAGCAUUCUGAUGCUGUUACUAGUAAGUGGACAUGAAGAUGUUGGCAGCAGUGCUCCAAAGGCAGUUGUUUUCCCUCUCAGAACGAAUGCCAUGUCUUCACAGAGUGACUGUCAGUUUACACACCACCUCUAGUUUGUAUGGGUAUGACAUCAGUAAAAAUCUAACUGAAUGUUUCUCCCUGCUCAAUGUUCCCCCUUCCUGCACUGAGGAUGAACUGAAGGUGGCGUACCUGGAUGCUGCCAAGAAGUACCACCCAGAUAGUAACUCCAGAUAUGCAGAUGCCAACAAGUUUAAUCAAGUGGAAUCUGCCUACAGAGCAGUGCUGAAAAAGGUUCAAGAAAAUGCUCGCAGGGCAGAAGCCCUCAAACAGGGGGUGAAACCAGAGGAGGAAGAGGAAGAUAAAUUUGGGAUCAAGCACACGGCACCACAGCACAGGCAGUAUUUGGAGUAUGAGGGUGUUGGUCGAGGGACCCCCAGUCAGCGCAUGCGGCAGUAUCAGCAAUACAAGGUCCACAGGGCGGCUGAGAACGUUACACAACACAGGAUUGAGAGAAUGGCCGCACAGACUGAAAAUGCACUGGUUUUGAAGGACAAGCGCAAAGCCAGGAUUCACAAGAUGACCAAUGCCCUGGACCGCCUUGUGGAGGACAUGAUCCUGGACUCCAUGAACAAGGGAGAGUUUGACAACCUCCCUGGUAAAGGCAAGCCUCUGGAGAACAACUACAAAGAUAACCCGUAUGUGGACACCACCACACACAAUGUAAACAAGAUAAUGAUACAGAACGGCUUUGUGCCUGAUUGGGUCAUGGUGGAGAAAGACAUAAGAAUUGGUUACAAAGAUGCCAAAACCAAGCUGGAGGCUAACCGCCGUAAACUUGGAGCAUCCCCUAUCCCUAAGAGUGCUGAACUCUGGUGGGAUAGAUAUAAGGCGGAGUUCAGGGAAGGUGUUACCUUGGUAAAUAAAAUGAUUGACAAGUAUAAUUUAACAGUGCCACAUUUUACUAUGCAAAUGGCUCAUUUUAACAUAGAAAGGACUAUUGACAGAAUUGAUAGAGAUAUCGGGGAAGAGUUCAGGAAGAUACAAGAAGAAGAAGAAAGAGAGAGGCAGGAAAAGAUAAAAGAAAAGCUAACUGAAUUUGCCUCUAAAUAUGCUCCAGGGGAAGAAAUUGAACAUGUUGAAAUUGAAACUGAAAAUGUCAGUGAUACAAAAACUGCUACAAACGAUGAAGAAGUGACAGUAAAUGGUGACAGUGCUAAUGUCAAAAGCCAAGGCAGUGUGAAAUUAUUGAAACCAAAAAGAAAAAGACUGAAGGAUAUGAUUGCUAAUGCCCGAUUUGGAUUCUAGUCUAGUCAUUAUGGAUGAAAGCUAAAUAAUAACAUCAAAUUAGAUAAGGGAAUUGAAACGGUUGUCAAAAAUUAUUUUUGUGCAUUGAUCUGUAAAAUAAAAUGCAUGGGGGAUACAAUAUUACUACAGAUAUUACAUCUUCAUAAAGUAUUUGCCUGCUAUUUGGCAUUAUUUUUUAUUUUUAUUUUUAAUGGAAUGCAAGAAUUUAUAUAUGUAAAGUCAUGUGGAUACUUUAUCAAUAUGGGUAUAGCUCAUUCCAAAAUUUUGAUAACUGAGCAGAAAAAGAAACGUUGCAUUACUUUAUGUCGAAGUAUUAGUCGAAGUGUAUAAUUUUAAAUAUCCUCACAUAGUUCAACACUGUUUGGGGCUGCUAAAAUUUUUUAUCAAAAAAUUAAAACAUAUGUUACUUUU